Messenger RNA from Rhodotorula graminis WP1, 1368 nucleotides. RefSeq lists its product as uncharacterized. The transcript has 7 exons. Gene Ontology annotation, molecular function: ATP binding; kinase activity. Gene Ontology annotation, cellular component: cytoplasm. The annotation marks the transcript as partial. The record is from RefSeq and is a predicted model, not a curated record. NCBI's taxonomy places the organism in Eukaryota, Fungi, Basidiomycota, Microbotryomycetes, Sporidiobolales, Sporidiobolaceae.
GUGCCCUGGGUCCUCGUCAUCUCCCAGGACAACUUCUACAAGCCUCUGACGCCCGAGGAGUCGGCUCAGGCCCGCGCCAACAACCACGACUUUGACAGCCCCGACUCGUUCGACUACCCGGCCCUGCGCGACUGCGUGCGCGACCUCAAGGAGUGUCGAGCGGCCCAGAUCCCCAACUACUCGUUCGUCCACCACCAGCGCACCGACGAGACGACCUACCUGUACGGCGCCAAUGUCAUCAUCGUCGAGGGCAUCUUUGUCCUGUACGACAAGGGCCUGCGUGACCUCCUCGACCUCAAGGUGUACGUCCAGUGCGACUCGGACCUCAUGCUCGCCCGCCGGCUGCGGCGCGACCUCGUCGAGCGUGGUCGAGACGCCGACGGCGUCCUGACUCAGUACGUGAAAUACGUCAAACCGGCGCUCGACAACUUUAUCCAGCCGACCAACCGGUUCGCCGACAUCAUCGUGCCCGGCGAGCGCAACGAGCGGUCGAUCGAGCUCAUCGUGUCGCACCUCGAGGCCGAGCUCGGCAAGCGCCGGCGCGAGCUGCGCGGCGACCUGUACAAGGAGACGGUCCCGAACGGCGGCGGGUCUGGGAGCGCGGCGUGCGGAGCGAGCCAGGCGGCGGCACUGCCCGACACGGUCUACUUGCUCAAGGAGACGCCGCAGAUCCGGGGCAUCCACACGCUCCUUCGUGCGACCGACUCGGACCCGGAGGACUUCAUCUUCCUCGCCGACCGCCUGUCGACCCUCGUCAUCGAGCACGCCCUGUCGCUCCUCCCGUACCGGUCAAAGGCCAUCGAGACGCGCACCGGCAUCGCCCACGUCGGCAUGGAGCUCGACGUUCCCGCUGGCCACCUGUGCGGCGUGUCCAUCCUGCGGUCGGGCGCGUCGCUCGAGAAGGGCUUGCGGCGAGUCGUCGAGGACGUGCCCGUCGGGAGCGUGCUCGUCCAGAGUGACGCCCAGUCGGGCGAGCCCCUCCUGUACCAGGUCGCGCUCCCGCAGUGCCUCACGGCGUCGCGCGAGAGCGCCGCCAUGAGCUUCGUCCUCCUGCUCGACUCGCAGAUCGGGACGGGCGCGGCGGCGCUCAUGGCGGUCCGCAUCCUGCUCGACCACGGCGUCCUCGAGGAGCACAUCAUCGUGUCGACCAUCCUUGUUUCGCGCGUCGGCGGCAUCUGGGCGCUCAAGCGGGCUUUCCCCAAGGUCCGCAUCGUCAGCAGCAUGGCCGACGAUGGGCUCGAGGAGCGGUGGGAGAAGACGCACGGCGGCGAGAAAAAGCCUGACCUCUCUCGCCUGCAGAUCUUCACCAUCCUGCCCGGCAUGGGCUCGUUCGGCGACCGAUACUUCCGCUCUGAGCACACGGACUGA